Dunckerocampus dactyliophorus (ringed pipefish) is the source of this 7125-nucleotide messenger RNA. Its product is annotated as AP-4 complex accessory subunit RUSC2. Bases 2161 to 5103 code for a protein of 980 amino acids. The record is from RefSeq and is a predicted model, not a curated record. Lineage: Eukaryota; Metazoa; Chordata; Actinopteri; Syngnathiformes; Syngnathidae. The transcript is spliced from 10 exons. Gene Ontology annotation, cellular component: cytoplasmic vesicle.
GCUUAUGUUUGUUUGUGUGUAGGCUGCUGCCUGUGUGUGUUCUCACAAAUGAUCUUAUUUGGGGAUUUAUUUCUUUAAAAAUAUGUGCCUAAAAUAUUUGCUUUUGCGAUUUAAAUAUAUGUGACCUUCUUCACUCUACAUCAUUGUUGAUCCUAAACGACAUUGGUUCUUGUGCAACUCAUUUUAAAGCAUUACCCGAUCAGGUGUUGGGCAAGACCUCUGAAUCUUAAUUAUUUACCUUAGCAAGACAUUUUGGACAAUCCUAUACUUCCAACAUUGUGGAAACAGUUUUGUCCAGGCCUUCUUCUUUUGUGCCCCAGGGUGUCCGAGUACUUUCCUUCUUAUAGCCUUUUAAAAACAACAAUACUGUUCAAUUAGUACCUCUCACACCGUGUCAAUCAGCAUUAUAUAGUGUGUACCUAAUGAAGUGUCCAUUACCCGUAACCUUCUAUGAUGAAAUUUGCUUGGUCUUUUGUGUUGCCAUCAACAGAUUAUCUUUAGGUUCUGUUAUUGUUGGGAAUAGAAGCAGCAACAGUAAAAGAUUAACCCCGUUUCCCAGGGUGGAAUAUACUUUAUGAUGGCAAGGUUUCUAGAAAUAUGCCUGCGGUGAAUAUGGUAUUAAUUUGUUUAUGCUUACGUGUAGCUACGGAAGGCUUGUGAUAAAGAGGAUUAUAUUGACAGCUGUUUACAGUAAACAUGUUUUUUUAGGAGUAGUGUUGACAGUUCCCCAGUAGAUCCAGCAGAUGGGACUGGGUUUUUUUUCUGUUUGAAUGCAUUUUAUAAUUAAUACAGACCAAAUAAUGUGUAUACAGUAACUUGUCCCGUGUUGUUUUUGACUCAUUUUCUUAGUCUGUCAGCCUCUCGGUUGUCAUUCAAAAUGUAAUUUAAAAAAAAUUAGCCUAUGGGGGCAAUUGUGAUUCAGCCCUAUGGAAUCUGUGUGGCUAUGCUCAUGUGACAUGAGCAGGAAGUAAACUGCGCUGAUGUUAAUGUGUGUGCUUGAUAGCUAUUCUGGUUGUAAAGUAUGAAGAAAUGAAAAUUAGAUUUCCUGGUGUUUACAUUCUGGUGUAGUUUUGUUACCUUUCCAUUGUAAGACAUCGUUGUGGUUUUUUGAUAUGCUGGCCUGCAAAAUGCUAAUUAUGAAUGUGUGAAUGCGUGCGAUUUCUAUUGCAGUGCCCGCAGUGAUUGUCUGCAGUGCAGUUGACCUAGUUACACAGCAGCUGAGUAAUCGGGAGAGAAGCAGUGGUUGCACCACGCUAAGAAGAGGCGUAGGUGGUUAUUAAUAAGUAUAUAUAAACUAUGGAGGAUUUUGGACUGGAGGUCUAACAUUUGGGCUUUGGGUGGUGCUUUGAGGCAGGAAACUCCCGACUUCCUUAUCUUCUACUAAUGUUAGACUUUUGGCAGCUACGUGCAUCAGUAAUUAUUGCAUCUGAAUUGUCGUGUGUGUAAUAACCAGUUUAAUGUUCAAUGGAAAAUGUAUUCUUAAAGUGAUGCAAAACUACUGCGAUUGGCUAGCGACCAGGGUUUACCCCGCCUCUCGGCCGAAGUCAGCAGGGAUAGGCUCCAGCAUACCACCUCGACCCCAGUGAGGAUAAGUGGCAUAGAAAAGGAAUGAAUGAUGCAAAACGAAAGGGACACAGAGAUGUCACAAUAUGAACACAUUAACACUCACCAAAAAUAUAUUAUAAUUUAUACUGAUUGUCUAUGUUGUUUAUUAAUAGAAUUGUACAGUAAUCCACCACGACUCACUGGCCACAAUUUUAGGCACACUUGCACAGCCUAAAAUGAUCCAAUGCGAGAGCAUUUGCUAUACUAAAGAUAAUAUUAUUGUAGUUGUAGUUUGCUUACUGCUGCACUGCCUUAUCCGAAAGGCUGUUUCUAAUAUUAUGACUCUAUCAUGUGGCUAAUUAAUAGUAAUAUUAAGGGUAUAUGUUCAGUUUCUUUUUUACGUGUUUUACAUGUUUCCACCCGGGUAGCCACGCCCCAACCGGGUGGCCUGUCAGGUCAUUUGGGUUGGCCUGGCCUAGGAAGUACAGCGACAUGACAUGUGACAAUGGUCAGGUGACCCUUCCAAAGAAGGGCGCAGAUGACAGUGGAAACAUGUCAAGACUUUAACUUCCACACCAUGAAUGCAGUGGUCAUCAUCCAUCGUCCUCUAUCAGCAUGAUUGGAGCGUCCGGUCUCUCGGGGGACACCCUGAUUGCAUGCCACUUUCCGUUGCUUCCGCUCCCCGCCUGGCAACUCCCUGUCCAGGCCCUUUGUGGGUCAGCCAAGAGGCCUGGCUUGUCAGGUCUGACCCGGGCGGCAUCCCUCCCAGAGCAGGGCACACUGCGUCAGGAGCACCCCAUCACUAGCAGCCGGAGACAUUUUUCCGGCACCUUCAGCAGUCUCAAUGAGGACCGGGCAGAGGAAGAGGAUGAGGAGGGCACCAGCGACUCAGCCUCAUCACUGGAAGAAGCGACUUUCAAGAAGGAAGAGGGUGGAGCUAGAGGUGGUCAGCGCUCGCACAACUCCUUCCUUCCAAAUCCAGAUUUGGAUGAAGAUGAUGAAGACAGUGACGGAGAUAACCUUCACAAGUAUCACGAGGACUCAUCUUUUGUGUUGCACGGGACUUCCACCUGGCUCAGGAGAGCCCCAGCAUCGCACAGGAACUUAGACAUAGACUGGGGCCAUGAAAACUUGCUGCAAGGUGACUGCGGAUCUGGUGUCAUGGACAUGGAUAGGUUGUCCUGCUGUAUCCACAGCCAGACUUCCUCAGAGUUUUUCCCAAAUAUUCAAACUGAGUGUACCAGUGACUCCUCCUGUGACAGUUCUGAUGGCAUCUUGGUCAACUUCUGUGCUAUGUACAACAGGAGCAACAACCCGGCGGCUGAGCCUUCUCCAUCAUCAGAGGGGUCCGUAGUCCUCAACCUCCAGCCUGUUUAUCCAAGUGAGGUUCUCCAACAACGCAUUCACAGUCCAUUGAGAGAAGACUGUCCCUGGUCACCUCAAGGUCUGGAGUCCAAUUGCCAUCAACCUCCCGGUCUCUCCUCUCUGGAAAUGUCCGACCUGGCCGCCUGCUUCCAAAGCCAAGCCACUCUGGCAAUGGGGACCAACCAGAAGUACUACAAGCUGGUGACUUGUGACCUUUCAUCCCAGUCUCCUGUCGCUUCCUGGUCCAGCGUCACCUGCUGCCAUGAGGAUCACAGCCCAAGCCAAGCCAGUCUUAAUGCAAGAGGACAACAUUGUGAGGACAAAGAGAAGAAUGAUCAGGUGGCCUCCACUUCCAAAGAGAAAGACUCCAUCCAGGCUCACCCCCACAUACCAUGUUUAUUUUGCUUCAACCAUAACUCUACAUGCCAAGUUGCUAGUGCUGCACCAACUCAGGAACCCAUCCUACUUGACCAUGUCCAGGCUACUGAGAAGGGGACAACUGCAACGCACUUCAGUAAACCUCAGAGACCAACGACCCUACCCAUCCAGCCCAUAGUGCUCGGCCCCAGGGAUAGACCUCAGGCCCAGGCCCAGCAGCUCGGCUGUCUUGUGGAGCGAUACAUCAAGCAGAAAAAUGAGAAGAAGAAGUCUUGUGCAGGAUUCAAGCGUGAGGGCAAAUCAUUUUCCAAUGUGAAGCCACCAUCAUUAGCAGAUAGCGCCAUCUUCCUAGAGGCUUGCUCCAGCUCUGAUACCUGCUCCACCUGCACGCCCAGCUCAUCAGACGGCCCCAACCGAGGACAUAUGUGGUCUCAGGCAAACCAUAGUCCGAGGAUAUCUGAAAUCAGUCCAGGUCAAGGUAAAACAAGUCCAAAAAACUCUGGAAAAACUGCUAAAGGGUUGAUACCAGAUGCCAGAUUUGUUCGAAUCCCUACCUACCAGGACCUUAUUAGCCUAACAACCCCUAAGGAGGCUCAGCCCCAAACCGAGAGCCUGUUUGAGUCUGCAUUAUCUCAUAUGACACCACAAACCAGUCAGGCAAACCCUCAUUCUCAGACGUCUCAGCCUCAAGCAGACUCAUGCUUCAGUUUAAAGACUGCACUCUCGUCAGCAGCCCCUCUAAACUCUUUGGGUUCCCUGCUGUCCUUCACUGCAUCUGGUAUGCAUCCUCAUCAAACCCCCAAAGGGAUCAGCGAAAGUGACCCUCUGCUCCCGACAGAUGCCUGCUUCUCACCUGACACCUCUUAUGAGUCCCUGUCCAUCAGUCAUCUCCAGAGAAGAGGUUUGCUGAGGUCUGUGAGCAUGGCAGUUGAUCUAAUCAUAGCUCAUUUUGGAAGCAGCAGAGACCCUGCAGAAAAGAUGCGUUUAGGUACCAGCUCUCUAAGUCCUAUGAUCGCCAGUCUGGUCUUGGAUCGCCUGUGUCCAGCUCUCCAGAAUGUUCUCGAGGACGGCCUCAGAGAUCACAAACUGGACGUCGUCGUCGGUCAGCGGCGUAUCACAUCCUGGAGUGUCGUAGAAGUCUCCACCAAGACUGGUCCAUCCUUGAAGGUUCUCCACGGUUUGGUGUGUAAAAUCAUGCAGUGUCCACAGCUUAGCAGCAAUAGCAUGAGGCUGAGGGCCUUCCUCAUGGGCUUGCUGAACUUGAGAGCGUUGGAGUUCUGGCUCAGACACCUCCACGGUCUAAAACAUGUGGUAGCGGCACACUACCACUGCUGGGGCUUCCUGUCCAUGUCGCUGGGUUGCUGUCAGCCGUUGUUUCAGGAGCUUCUGCUUCUUCUGCAGCCUCUUUCCGUCUUACCCUUCGAACUGGACUUGCUCCUGGAACCCAGGUUGUUGCGUCACAGACCACUGGAGUGUGUUUCCCCUACUCCUGCCUGCCCAAGGCUCUCUGUUAGCAGGAGGCCUUCGGUAAUGCAGGUAAAUAGGAGUCGGAUGGUGUUAGCUUCUGUUCCAGAGUGGCGACCCGAGGACCCGAGGGACUGUUGUCAUAAUGGUGACGAUAUCAGGUCUCCAGUUUGUAGGAAAGAAAGUGGAACGGCUUCUAUUUCCGGCCUACGCUGGGCCAAACUUUUCGGAGCAGCUUCCACCAGGCUUCAAACAACUACACAGAGUCGCACUGCACCUGAUAUCAGAGGGUGCCGUCGGCCAUCACAGUGGCUGUAUCUGGACUCUUGGCUCAGUCCAUCAGGUCAAUGAAGACAAGACACAAGACUUUGGAAACAAAAAAAAUCUUAACUUGUCUAGUUAAUGCAUGAUACAGUCAUUCUGCUGCACUAAUCACAGAAAACAUAAGAGUCACAGCUUUGGCACCCGCUCACCAGGCAUCCCUGUAUUUAACCCUCUGGGCUGAGGCAGCUAUUGAAACACCUUUAUUAUCAAAAGGUCAAAACUGGUGACUCGCAAACUUUUAUGGUAGCAUUCAAACACUCAGGUGAGGAAUUCAAAGGCUGUCAUAUUUUUCUCCAUGAAAAAUAUAGAAUGAUGUCGCUUUAAAUCAAACUAAUACUGUAACCAUGAGAGGUAACCAUAAUAAGAUAUCAUCACUGUUGGACCAAUGGAAGCGCUCAUGCUAAUGUUGGGAUGCUAGCCAAAGCGCUUUCUCUUAUUGUUGUCAAACCUUACCAGUUUAGUUCCGCAUAUUUACCGGUCAAUAAAAUCUUUUAUUUAUUUAAUGUGGUAUUAUUCAGAUGUUGUUUUCAAUUCAAUUGGAAUUUGGGAAGAAUCCAUAUCCAAAUUGACAACAUCAUGCUAACGCUAACUACUUUUCUGUGUCACUUUUCUCAUACGUACCGGUCAAUAAUUGUGUUAAAUCUAUUUAAUUUCAUUCAGGUUUUGCGUAAAUGAAACUACAGUCAUCCCAUUGAAUUUUGUGGAUUCACUCUGUCAUGGCUUCUCAAAAAUAAUUAAUAAAUCAGUGCUGUUUUGUGGUUGACUAUGGCCUAUCGUUAGUAAAAAAAAUGCACAUAUUUAAGCAAAUUUAACAUUUCUGGCCUAAAUCAAACAUUUUCAAGCAUAGAAAAUGCUAAAUGAACUAAAAAUACAAAUAUAAGGCAUUCAGAAGACAUUUCUGGCCUAAAUCAAACAUUUUCAAGCAUAGAAAAUGCUAAAUGAACUAAAAAUACAAAUAUAAGGCAUUCAGAAGACGCAUUCAAGUAUGUAUUUGAUAUGUAGUAUUCUUACUGGUCACGGUGUCAAUACAUUGAUUAGACAAUGGCUCUCUGUUAUUGUCAAAUCGUACCAGUUUUGUUCCUCAUAGUUACAGGUAAAUCAUUGCAUGCCAUUUAAUUUGACAUUAUUCCGGUGGUUCUUUAAAUAAAAAAAUAGUAAGAAUUUCAGUGGAAGCUAAAACUAUGUUGAAAGGAUUAUGCUAAUGCUAUUCUGCUAAUGCUAACUAAAACACUUAAACUACUUUUCAGUGACACUUCUUGUGCAGACAGGUAAUUAUUAAUUAAUUCAAUUUCAUGUCACUUUAUAAUUAAUUAUUUCAUUAAAUUGAACUAGUGUGCAUUGUUUGUAGUUUGAGAGUUAGCUAACCCUAAUCCUAUAGUAAUUAAUCUUCAAGGUAGGCCUAAUGGAAAGGAUGGUAGUAAUGCUAGCCAAAGUGCUUCAGCUACAUCCCAGUGUCAUAUUCUGUUAUUGUUGUUUAAUUCCUUGUGCGUACCGGUCACUAAUCAUUAUUCAUCAUUAUUAUUUCAUCAUAUCUUCUUCAGGUGUCGCUGUGAGUCAAUUAAUAUGUAUGAAUUCAAGAGUCAGCCAUAAUAGUGAGACAUAAUAGAAAGGAUUGUGCUAACGCUAACUAAAACAGUUAGCACAAAGCAACCUUUCAUCUUCUGUUAUUGUUGUCGAAUAUCAGAAACUGACACUCUUUCUUUUUUCUUUAUUGGUGAACAUCUGAAACAAUGUCAAAAAUAACAUUGUUAGAGUAGCUUGACCAGUUUUCCAAACAAUUUAUCAGAAAAAGAGCCAAAUAAGUCAUUAUUACAUAUACCCUGUUCCUGAUAGUUCCUGUUUUACGACCAGAACAUUUGUAUUCAUGUAGUCCAUUGCAUGGUUUUGCAUGAUAUUGCCUUUUUUUUUUUUUUUUUUUAAAGCUAUAGAGACAGAUUUUAAUCCUCUGGUACAAACAGCAGUGUGUUGUUUCUAAAAAAAAAAGUGGAAUUGUUCCUAUACUCUCCAAAGAUUAUUCUUUCAAUUAAACAGUAGGAUAGCCUUCUUGUA